This is a messenger RNA of Mytilus trossulus (common blue mussel), 1997 nucleotides long. RefSeq names its product mitochondrial uncoupling protein 2-like. The transcript has 6 exons. Bases 52 to 1074 code for a protein of 340 amino acids. Gene Ontology annotation, biological process: mitochondrial transmembrane transport; adaptive thermogenesis; response to cold. Gene Ontology annotation, molecular function: oxidative phosphorylation uncoupler activity. The record is from RefSeq and is a predicted model, not a curated record. NCBI's taxonomy places the organism in Eukaryota, Metazoa, Mollusca, Bivalvia, Mytilida, Mytilidae.
GAGGAAAAAACAAGUGGUAGUAAAUUCUUGAACUUAAUCACUAAAUGUUAAAUGACAACAACAAUGAAGACACCCUGCAUAAAAGAAGAUCAACCAAGUGUUUAUGUAAAGGUUAUGAGUGCUGGAUUAGCUGCAUGUAUUGCUGAUGCUGCGACGUUCCCAUUAGAUACAACAAAAGUUCGCCUUCAGCUACAAGGAGAAGGGAAAACUACGGGAAUCCGAUCAAAACCGGUAACCAGUUUAUCUCGGUCCAAAGUAAAGUACAGAGGACUUUGUCAUGCAGUUAGUGUAAUUGCUCGUGAAGAAGGUGUCCGGGGACUUUACAAAGGUCUGGUUCCAGGUCUACAGAGACAACUGUGCUUCUCUUCAGUCAGGCUGGGUCUAUAUGACGAAUUCAAAGAUUUUUACUUUAGUUUAUUAUACAAAGAUUCAGAAAAGAAGGACAUGCCUAUCAAAAUUCGUCUCCUGGCUGGUGUCACCACUGGUGCUCUGUCUGUUAUAUUGGCUCAGCCUACAGACGUGGUAAAAAUUCGUAUGCAGGGACAGAGUUCAUCAAGUUCCCGAAUAUAUAACAGUUCUAUAAGUGCUUACAAAUGUAUAGCAACCGAGGAAGGAAUCCGAGGACUAUGGAAAGGUGUAGUGCCAAAUAUUAUCCGAAACAUUGCUGUCGGAGUUACAGAAAUGGUGACGUACGACGUCGCUAAACACAAGAUACUUCAGUCUGGUGUUCUAACAGACGGUAUUCCUUGUCAUUUCCUGUCAGCUGUUACAGCUGGUUUAAUUGCUGUUAUCGUAUCCUCCCCCGUAGAUGUCGUAAAAACAAGGUAUAUGAACGCUACAACUGGCCAAUACUCUGGGAUCUUCAAUUGCGCAUAUGGAAUUUAUUCUGGUAGUGGAUGGACCGGUUUUUAUAAAGGAUGUGUGCCGUACUUUGCCAGAAUAUGUUCGUGGAGUAUUGUCAUGUUCCUUACAUACGAACAGCUGAAGACAAUGUUUACACCUAAAACAAACCGUAAAACUAUGCUAAAUAUCAUUGAACAAGACAAAAAUAUAAGACUAGAAACACGUCUCUAAUUUAUAUAGCAACAUGGCUGUUUAUCAAAAAGAAGAUCGAAAGAAACAAUAAAAUCAACAUGGAGAAAUGUCUCGUCAGCAUUACCUCUGAAUAAUUGGCGAAUGUUUUAGAGAUAACGUCCUCAAACAAUUAACAAUAUAUUAAAAUGAGGUUAAAAUUUGUUUACACCCGUCAGAUAGCCAUAUGCAGCUAACGGAUUCGAAAGAACAAAUAUAGAUUAUCUUAGAUCUCAUUUGAAGAGAAACUUAGAAUCUAAUCUAAUGAAUCUUUCAACCAAAGAAAUGAGUUCUAGGAUAAGUGAUUUACUACAAUCAAACUCAUUCUGUAAUCACUUCAUAAUAUGAGAAACUGUCCAAGCUGUAUAACGUAGAGGUUUUCACUGUAUCAUGAAAUAGAGGAAACGAGUGGCUGGGCCCUGCCAGGCGGAUAUUUUACAAUCAUUUUAUAGGCCAAUUAUAGUUAAUCUAGUGAGUAAUGUAUAUGAGAAACUGACCAAAGCGCGGAACUUUAAUGUUGAUCAUCAAACCAUCGAAAAGAUAUCAGGUGACUUCUGGCAUUUCUAUUUUGAAAGACUAAAUUGUAACUGCUCAUGCGCGAAACAUUCCAUAGACCAAAAAUGUUAAACACUAAAUUAAGAGCGCGAAUAUAAAAAUUGGCUCUAAGAAGUCAGUAAAUGAAGGUUUUCUGCUAUACGCCAGCUGGAAAUCUAAGCAUACAAGUCAUAUGUGCUCGGGGCAGAAUGUUCGUCUGACAUUGUUUCUCAAGCAAGGUGUAGUUCUAACCUAAGGGAAAUCCAAGCUUAGCUAGUAAUGUUAAAUUGUUUAGUGGUCAUUGUGUUGUUGUAAAAGGACUCAUUUCGUAUACGGAACUCGGCAAUAACAUAUAAAAAUAAAUUGUGAUUUGGAUGGAGAGAAAUAUAUCA